AAAGCCACAGCCUCGUCUUUUCAGCCUUGCGCGACAGUAAAGGUUACGCCAAGCGAACCACCUCACCUGAAGUUUGAGAUUCAUUCACCAUCCCCCAACAACAACAUUCCAACUCAGCGGAACAAUCUAGAUUGGCGCCAAAAUGGACAACUCCUAGCAGAUUUGAUAAACCUCUCUUCUCAGUGCAAUGGCGGACGCUCAGAUCAAUCACCAAGAUGCCUUGGAUUACUGGCAAGCCAUUGAUGCCGAUGUCAAUGGAAUGUUGGGGGGAUUUCCCUACAUCUCUAAAGUUGAUCUUCAAGGAUCGAAGAACUUUCUUGCCAAGCUGGGUAUUGGAGGCAAGACCGAGAAGAAGGUGGAGAGAGCGGUGGAUUGUGGCGCUGGGAUUGGAAGAAUUACUGAAGGACUUCUGCUUGGUCUUGCUGAGAAAGUUGACAUCGUCGAGCCAAUUGCCAAAUUUUCUGAUAAUCUAAAGGGAAAGUAUGGGAUUGGCGAGAUCUUCAACGUUGGGCUGGAGGACUGGUCGCCUCAAGAGUCUGAAGAAUCGAAGUAUGACUUGAUAUGGAAUCAGUGGUGUUUAGGUCACCUGACGGAUGCCCAACUCACCACAUAUUUGGAGAAAUGUCAGAAAGUCUUGAAGACCGGUGGCCUCAUCAUCGUGAAGGAGAAUAUGAGCACGAGCGGGGAAGAUGUGUUUGACGAGCUUGACAGCAGUGUUACACGGUGCGACCAGAAGCUCCGAGAUAUGUUUGAGAAAUCUGGAUUGAGGAUCAAGAAGACCGAGAUUCAGAAGGGACUACCAAAAGAGUUGUAUCCGGUCAGAAUUUAUGCCCUCGUGCCCGAGAAUUAAGCAUGCUCGCAUGGCUGGAUAUGUCAAGAGUUCACGUGGCACGAUGUAGGCAUCCGGCUGCAAGCUUAGGGAAAUACCCUGGGAAAAUGAAGUCUUGAGAGAGAUAGCAAACAUUGUGUCUUCCCGCCUGGCAUGAAAGUAUGUGAACCAUGAGCGGAGCGGUGCAAGGACCAUGUGAAGGGAGAUAGGAUCUAAAAGUGCUGCUUGCGAUGCUGCUGCUG
Molecule: messenger RNA, 1071 nt
Organism: Hyaloscypha bicolor E
Lineage: Eukaryota; Fungi; Ascomycota; Leotiomycetes; Helotiales; Hyaloscyphaceae
Exons: 5
Coding region: 188-850 (220 amino acids)
Biological process (GO): N-terminal protein amino acid methylation
Cellular component (GO): cytoplasm
Molecular function (GO): N-terminal protein N-methyltransferase activity
Source: RefSeq, a predicted model, not a curated record